UUCCAAUUUUGGUGAUCAUUCUCGCAGAGCAUUUAAUUGUUGAUACUUGUCUUUUUUUCGGUCAUUUUUUUCCUUCGUUUAUAUUUAUUGUUCGAUCAACAAUUAACUAUAAAUUGUUACAGUUAUUAUUGUUUCGUGUCUUCGGAAAACAAAAAGAAUCAAUUUUUUUCUCCUCUUCACAUUUUCAUCUCUCUGUUUCUCUGUUUUUUUUUGUUCUUCUUCUAUCUUUGCCUUUCUCUUUUUUUCUCUUAACCUUCCCUUUCUCUUUCUUUCCUCUGUCUUUCUGUGUUCUAUUUAAUUUUCUAUUAGUCAAUUUUUGUGUGGAACAUUAAAACAAAAGAGAAAUACUAUUUGUGUAUCAUGGCAAAUCGUAAGGAAGAAUCAACAACACUUCGCGAUGUGGACAUAAUGAUGGCUAAUUCUAAUCAAAAUUUACGUGACAUCUUGAAGAAGAAGAUGAGAACUCUAAAAGAUGAAUUGGUGGCUGCCAAUGAGCUGAAUGAGACCACCUUGAUUAAAUACAAGGAGGAGGUUAGGAAACGUGAAGAGGCUGAAUUGGAAACGGCUUCGCUUAGUCGGAGGAUACAAUUGUUGGAACAGAGUCUGGAAAAGGCAGAGGAUCGUAUUCGUGAGGUAACACUGAAAAUGGAAGAGGCAACACAGGCCGCUGAUGAGAGUGAACGUAUACGAAAAGCCCUUGAAAACCGGACGAACAUGGAAGAUGAUAGGAUUACAUUGUUAGAAACUCAACUAUCUCAAGCUCGGAUUAUUGCUGAAGAAUCGGAUAAGAAGUACGAAGAGAUGGCUCGUCGUAUUGCAAUGUUGGAAGUUGACCUGGAACGUGCUGAAGAACGUGCAUCCCAAGGUGAACGUAGAGCUAUUGAUUUGGAAGAAGAGCUUCGUUCCAUUGGUAAUAACCUAAAAUCACUUGAAAUCAGCGAAGAAAAGGCUCAAAAAAGAGAAGAAAAAUAUGAAAAUCAGAUUGAAGUGUUGAAGAACAAAUUGAAAGAGGCUGAAUCAAGAGCUGAAUUUGCUGAACGAACUGUUGCCAAACUGCAAAAGGAAGUAGAUCUAUUGGAACAGGAUUUACUCCAAGAGCGAGAAAAAAAUCAUCACUUACAAGAAGAAGUAGAAACAACUCUAAAAGAUUUACAAUCAAUGUGACACCGUUUAUACUGAACCACCACCGCAACAACAACAAAACACCAACAGCAACUUCAUAGCACAUAUAACCAAUUCCAAUGUUUAGAGAGCACAUUUAAUUUUUUUCUCUUACCCUCUUCUAAACAUUUCUAGUUUUCAUCAUUCAAUUUCUAUCUUUCUGUUCCUCAUCUUUACCUAAUUUUCCUCCUUUCUCUUGAUCAUUUAUUUCCGCUGGAGCGGUCAUCCUCCUCUUCCUCUGUGUUCGUCUCACCCUUUCACCAGCCUUAUUGCUCUUGUCUUAUCCAUGCCUUUAACAUACUUGAUAUCUAUUAAUCAAUUUCUGGCUUAAAGCUACUCCAACAUGACGCUUAAUUAACUGAUGAUCCUUGUGGAUUGAUUAGUUGCUUGCCUUCGUCCAUAUUGCUCUCUUUCCCUCUAUUUACACUUUGCCUCUUCUUCUUCCAUAUAACUUUUUCCUCUCUUCUUUUCCUCUAACAAUUUAUUCCAAAUUAAGCUAAAAAGCCAAAAGGAUUUCCUUUUUUCCUCAAAGAGUUGUUUUCAUCAAUUAAUGCCUGAUAAUUGCAGAAUCAUUCCUGUGACAAGUGAAUUUUUUUUGUUGGCUCAAUCGAUAUGCCUACACACAAACAACAUUCAGACUAAAUCAACAACAAAAACCAAAACAUUGCCAUUGAAAGCCCAAAAUUUCAAGAAACAUCGUCAUUACCAUUCACACAAAUACCAUUACAAAACUGAAACUAAUUUUUUCCGAAUCACUUAAUGAGAUCUACGAGGAAAACCAUUUUUUGUGACAAUCCAAUUCAUUUAUCUUGUUUUUUUUUCACUUCUCUUGUGGAUUAUCAAUCUGGAAUACACCACAACAACAUCAUUCAUGGAAUAACCAAAAAAUAUGAUCAAUUGGAUAUCAAAUCAUAAAUUCAGAUCUCUACGUUAUGUAGAAGGCAAUCAAUCAUUGAAAGGAGAAAUUCACAUUCCAAGAGUUACUUUAUUCCGUCUAUCAUCAUCAUUCUAUCUUCGGCUUUACCCUCUCUCUUUCUCUCUAACGAUUACCUAAACAAUUAAGCGACCCAUCGAUUGCUAAAAUUAUUUUAUUCUAAUUGCAGUAUUUUCACGGGAUGAAAACAUUCAAUAGUCUAUAUAUACACACUCGAUGUGACAAAUUUUGAUUACAAACUUGAUGCAAUCUCUCAUAUGGAUCGUUAAUAAUAAUAACUAUCAUCGAUAAUUGAAUGGAAAGAUAAAUCUAAUCAAUUUUGAUGAUAAUUAGAUGAAAUUAAUGUUAAGUGAAAGAAUAUAAAUUGAAAUUUCCCGAGAAAAGACUAAAAUAUUAGCUUAUAAUUAACUAAUUACCAAGGAAAAGUUUUAUUUUACCGUCAAUUCGCCUGAUUAUUUGGAAAGAUUAACAAAAUUAUAUUUCGAUGGCUUAUCAAUUAUCGAUAAAUUUUUUUUUGGAUUAAAGUGAAUCUCGACUGAACCAAAACUACAAUCGUCACAAUUAAAUGAACCAACAAUUUAAAGGGUCUAAAUCCCUUGUCAUUGGUACACAAUUUUGAAUAAAAAGCGCCCGAGACCAAAUCUAAACGGACCAACAUGAUGUACGCAACAAAUGACGACCUUUUUUUCAGCCGGAAAUUUCAAUUCAGGAACAUCAGCAAAUCACUAUCAUCAUCAUGAUCACUUUCGUCUUUUUUUUUUCUCCCAACAAUUAAGUUGUCAAAACGACUUGAGAAGCAAAGUAAAUGGAAGGAGUGACAGAAUCGAAAAAAUCAAUCGAAUCAACAAUUUUCAAGAAUCAAUUUUAAUUCUCGGUCAAUUGAACAUCUCAAUAGACUCGUAACUUCCUUCCGAGUUAAUCAUUGUAAUCAAAUUAACUAUUAAAUCUCAACAUAUUGACAAGAAAAAAA
Messenger RNA from Panonychus citri (citrus red mite), 3065 nucleotides. RefSeq names its product tropomyosin isoforms c/e-like. Gene Ontology annotation, biological process: muscle contraction; actin filament organization. The record is from RefSeq and is a predicted model, not a curated record. The coding region runs from base 361 to 1164 and encodes 267 amino acids. Gene Ontology annotation, cellular component: actin filament. The transcript is spliced from 4 exons. Lineage: Eukaryota; Metazoa; Arthropoda; Arachnida; Trombidiformes; Tetranychidae. Gene Ontology annotation, molecular function: actin filament binding.